CAUGAAGUUCGGCGUCACAGGAAGAGAUAUUACUGACAAGAGGAAAUUCAUGAGUAAUAAGAAAAAGAGCAACUUUUUGGAAAGAUUUAAGGGCCGUACAGUUCAAAUGAGCACAGAUGGGCAUAUAGGGAUUGUCAAAAAUACCCAUUCUCCUAUUAAACCAACUCAUGAAAAUACAAUGAAAAUGUACAAUAAUCAAAAUAUGAGUCAGAUGAAAUCAAUCUCCAAGCCAUUCUUCCUUCCAAAAGGUGGAAACAGCAAUACGAUUAACGCAUUUUCUCCCAUGAAGAGAUCAAAUUCUCUUUCAGAAGAAUCUCCUCAAAUCAAUAACAAUAGAUAUUCCACCUUCAAGCAAAAUUAUAACCAAGUUGAAAGAGCAUUUGGAAAUGGCCAUAAAUAAAUUAGAACAUAAAAGAUCCCUUGCAAAUGCUGGAGGCCAGAUCAUGAGUGCAAGCACUAGUUCUUUGCAUGAAUAUCCUAAGAUGCAUUCCAGCAAGUCUACCGUAGCUGAAGAUACGAUGAAAAAUUCGGCUCUGAGCUAUAAAAAGGAGAUAUAUGCACCUAAUUCAAGUAAGAGCAACCCAAGUUCCUUCAAUGACUUAAGAAACCCAAACAAUCGGUCGAUGGGAAAGGAUCAUUUAGAUUCUCAUAAAAAUAGUUUCAAUUUAUCCAAAACUGGAAGUGUUCAACCAUGUUCUAAGAAAGAAAUAAACGCAUUUUAAGCAGAAGCCAAGAGGACCUUUCCCAGUCAAGGAAUUUAUCAAUAGUGGAAAUAGCAAUGGAUUUACAUCAGUCUCAACUCCUAUGAAUAUGAAAGGAAAAAGUUCUAAUACCUCUAAAAAUCUUAAUUAUAAGAAUCAUAAAGAUCAGAUAGAUGCUGAAUUAACUAUCUUACGAAGAUCUAUCCAAAACAGCAGGCAGUCAUUCUCUGAUCUAUGUCAAACCCACAAACCAGAACACCUAAACCUCACCAGAAAGAGAAACUCAAUCGGAUUCCCCGGCCAAGACCCCCAAAAUACCCCUUUCUCUAGCACAAUGCCCCAAAAAAUCCCCUACCCGAACCCAAGAAUCCCCCUUCAAAACCAAAACUCCACUUAAAAACUAACCUAUCUUCAUCAUAACACCC
Messenger RNA from Moneuplotes crassus, 1126 nucleotides. The record is from the annotation of a GenBank genome assembly. Lineage: Eukaryota; Ciliophora; Spirotrichea; Euplotida; Euplotidae.